CCGUCAGACGCGUCGCGUGCGUUUCGAAACUAUCGCGUCGCGUGCCCAAAUAAACUAAUUAUUGCGCGAAAUUCGCACUAAAAAGUCGGAAAAAGUACCGAAAAGUUCAGAUUUUUUCGAAUUUUUUGCUGAAAUCUACGACCAGGAGCUGACCCCGCUUCAAAAUGACCGACGGAUCGAUGGACAUCGACGCGAUGCUCGAGGGAGGCCUUGAGAUGGCGAAAAACGACAGAUCACAAAGUCGUCAAAGAUCGCCGGCAAGAUCGAAUCGUUCGAGACCGUCGAGAGUCCCCAUUCAAUCAGAUGUCGACUGAAAUUCGCCGAAAAUCGCCGAAAAACUUGGAUCCCGAUCAAAAGACAGGAAAAGCUCGUCACGCCGUUCCAGAAGCCGUAGCCGUGAUCGACGAGGUGAUCGAGGUGAUCGUCGACGAUCGAGGAGCCGGAGCAAGGAUCGUCGCACCACUCGGAGACGCUCACCGAGCCGUGAGCGAAGACGAAGCCGUAGCAGAGAUCGUGGAGCACCGAGAAGACGCUCGAGAACCCGAUCUCGUGACCGUCGACGCUCUCCACCACGUCGUCGUGAUCGCCGGACUCCGCCGAGACGUUCACCAGGAAGAAGAAGCCCGCCACGAAGCCGUCUUCCAGGACCCGAACGCCGUGACGUCAUGCCAUUCAAUCCACGUCACUCGCCGCCUAAAAACGCGAAACUGGAAUUAACAGCAGAAGAAAGAGAUCAACGGACCCUUCUAAUCAUGCAAAUUGCCCGUGACACCCGUCCACGUGACCUCGAAGAAUUCUUUUCAGCCGUCGGAGCUGUUCGUGACGUCAGAAUUAUAACCGAUUCGCGGACUGGUAGAUCAAAAGGAAUUUGCUAUGUGGAAUUUUGGGAUGAAGAAUCGGUUCCACUUGGAUUGGCACUAAAUGGACAACGUUUAAUGGGCGCUCCAUUGCAAAUUCAGAGAACUUGCGCUGAACGAAACCGCGCCGCGAAUAGUUCGGUGGCGUCUACGUUGGGAUUUGUUGCACCCGGGAAUAAGGGUCCUACGCAUGUUUUGGUGGAGAAUUUGCACCCGAAAAUCGAUGAAAAAAUGAUUAGAGACAUUUUUGAGUCGUUUGGACGAAUUGAGAAGAUUGAUUUGGAGGUUGAUAGUAAUCGAGAGAAUCGAGGAUUCGCUACGAUUACGUUCCGAAACGCCGACGACGCCCAAAAAUCUUGCGAGCAACUGAACAAUUUCGAGCUCGCCGGCCGAUGCAUCCGUCUCUCCAUCAAACAAGAAUCCCAAGCUCCAGCAGUAAAGAAAGAAGAAGCUUCAAUUCAUCAGAGAUCCCUAGACGAUGUAGGCGAUCGUCAAGGCUUCUCCCUAGGCGCAGGCGGCCGACAACAGCUCAUGGCAAAGUUGGCUCAAGGCACCGGCUCAGGAAUGGAGCUAACAGCGUCGGCUCAGAUGGCUGCUCAACACGCUGGACACUCACAAAUUCCAUCAAUUGCUACACAGUGUUUCCUUUUAUCAAAUAUGUUUGAUCCGUCGAAAGAGACUGAACCAGCAUGGGAUCAUGAUAUUCGAGAAGAUGUGAUUGAGCAGUGUCUGGCUCACGGUGGAGCACUUCAUGUAUUUGUGGAUAAAGGCUCAGAGCAAGGAAAUGUCUAUGUAAAGUGUCCAUCGAUUGUGAUUGCACAUCAGGCAGUUAGUGCGCUCCACGGAAGAUGGUUCAGUGGAAAAGUUAUCACUGCUAACUAUGUACCUGUUAAUUCAUAUCAUGACUUGUUCCCGGAUGCAGUACAUGCUAGAAUUGUGCUCACGACGCGUGGAGCUGCUCCGGUGGUUCCUAUUGUACCUAUGGUUCCAGUUGUGCCACCUCAAGGAAUCGCAAAUGGUUACGGAGCAUAUGGAAUGAUGGCUCCGGCUCACGGAGCACCACCGCCACCACCACCACAACAACAAGGACAAUAUGGUGGAUAUGGCAGAUAUUAGGACGCUUAACCACCCGAUUUUUUCUUCAUAUUUCUCUUAAAAAAUCUCUUUUUCUCCCCGAAUCCCCCCCACCCACCAAAAUUCUGAUCUUUUUUACAAAUUUUCUCUUGAAAAAUCCAACAAAUUUCCCAGUUUUCGUUAAUAUUCUGAGCUUUUUCCCUUUUGUUCGAAAUUUAUCUAAUUUUUAAUUUAAAUUUAACUCUAAAUCUCUCUCUCUCUCUCAUUGUUUUUUCCCUUCAUUUUCUCGAUUUUUUCGAGAUUUUAUUUGAGGAUGAAAUUUGUUUGAUUUU
Molecule: messenger RNA, 2263 nt
Organism: Caenorhabditis elegans
Lineage: Eukaryota; Metazoa; Nematoda; Chromadorea; Rhabditida; Rhabditidae
Gene: rbm-39
Product: RRM domain-containing protein
Exons: 8
Coding region: 666-1973 (435 amino acids)
Biological process (GO): mRNA processing
Cellular component (GO): nucleus
Molecular function (GO): nucleic acid binding; RNA binding
Source: RefSeq, marked reviewed